AAUGUUUAUGUUUUUAUAGGCAAUUUGAAAGUUGGAAAGAAGGAUUUUAAGGUCACUUCUGAUUUGCAAAGAUUGUUGAGGAUCUGAGAGCUGCAGGCGGAGGUGACUGAAUGGGACACCCUUUUGGAGAAAUAAAAAUGACUUCUGCCUGUGUGAUCGCCGUGUUUGCCCUGAUGAGCUCCUGUUUGGCAGCUGCAGGUCCGGAGCCCAGGGCCCAGUGCGAGCUGUCGCCCGUCAACGCCUCCCACCCGGUCCAGGCCUUGAUGGAGAGCUUCACGGCCUUGUCGGGGUGCGCCAGCAGGGGCACGGUCGGGCUGCCGCAGGAGGUGCACGUCCUGAACCUCCGGGCUGCCGACCCGGGGCCCGGCCAGCCGCAGAGGGAGGUCACCCUGCACCUGAAUCCCAUCUCCUCCGUCCACAUCCACCACAAGCCUGUCGUGUUCCUGCUCAACUCCCCACGGCCCCUGGAUUGGCAUCUGAAGACAGAGAGGCUUGCGACUGGGGUCUCCAGACUUUUCUUGGUCUCUGCGGGUUCUGUGGUCCACUUUUCACCAGGAAACUUCUCCUUGUCAGCAGAAACAGAAGAAAGGCCCUUCCCCCAUGGAAAUGAGCAUCUGCUAAACUGGGCCCGAAAGGAGUACGGAGCAGUCACUUCGUUCACCGAACUCAAGAUAGCGAGGAACAUUUACAUUAAAGUGGGGGAAGAUCAAGUGUUCCCUCCCACGUGCAACAUAGGGAAGAAUUUUCUCUCCCUCAAUUACCUUGCCGAGUACCUUCAGCCCAAAGCUGCAGAAGGCUGUGUGAUAUCCAGCCAGCCCCAGGAUAAAGAAGUGCACAUCAUUGAGUUAAUCACCCCCAACUCUAACCCCUACAGUGCUUUCCAGGUGGAUAUAGUAAUUGACAUAAGACCUUCCCGAAAGGAACCUGAGGUGGUCAAAAAUCUCAUCCUGAUCUUGAAGUGCAAGAAGUCUGUCAACUGGGUGAUCAAAUCUUUCGACAUUAAGGGAACCCUGAAAGCUGUCGCUCCUAACAGUAUUGGCUUUGGGAAAGAAAGCGAAAGAUCCAUGAUCAUGACCAAGUCAGUGAGAGACGACAUCCCUUCAACCCAGCAGAGUCUGGUCAAGUGGGCUUCGGACAAUGGCUACAGCCCCGUGACGUCAUACACAGUGGCUCCUGUGGCUAACAGGUUUCAUCUGCGGCUUGAAAACAAUGAGGAGAUGAGCGAUGAGGAAGUCCACACCAUCCCUCCUGAGCUACGGAUCCUGCUGGACCCUGGCGCCCUGCCGGCCCCGGACAGCCCGCCCCUCCGGGGAGGGGGAGGCCGGAACGGAGGCUUCCCCUUUCCUUUCCCCGAUAUCGCCAGGAGAGGCCGGCAGGAUGGGGGAGAGGACGGGGUCCCUCGGCCAAAGGACCCUGUCAUGCCCAGCUUGCAGCUGUUUCCUGGUCCCAGGGAGCCCGAGGAAGCGCAGGGGAGCAUGGAUGUUGCCCUGUCUGUCCGAUGUGACAAUGAAAAGAUGACUGUGGCUGUAGAAAAAGACUCUUUUCAGGCCAGUGGCCACUCUGGGAUGGAGCUCACCUUGUUGGAUCCUGCCUGCAAGGCCAAGGUGAAUGGCACCCACUUCAUUUUGGAGUCUCCCCUGGACGGCUGCGGGACGUGGCACCGGCGGUCAGCGCCUGACGGCGUGGUUUACUAUAACUCUAUUGUGAUGCAGGCCCCAACGCCUGGGGACAGCAGUGGCUGGCCAGAGGGCUAUGAAGAUCUGGAGUCGGGCGAUAAUGGGUUUCCGGGAGAUGUGGAUGAAGGAGAAACUUCCUUCUCCAGCCGCCCUGAAGUCGUGGUGUUUAAUUGCAGCCUGCGGCAAGUGAGGAAUCCCAGUAGCUUCCAGGACCCGCCCACCAGAAAUGUCACCUUCAACAUGGAGCUGUACAACACUGACCUCUUUCUGGUGCCCUCCCAGGGAGUCUUCUCGGUGGCCGAGAAUGGGCACAUUUAUGUUGAGGUGUCUGUGACUAAGGCUGACCAAGAACUGGGGUUCGCCAUCCAGACGUGCUUUAUCUCUCCGUAUUCGAACCCCGAUAGGAUGUCUGAUUACACUCUCAUUGAGAACAUCUGUCCUAAAGAUGAAUCCGUGAAAUUCUACAGUCCCAAGAGAGUGCACUUUCCUAUCCCGCACGCCGAGAUAGACAAGAAGCGCUUCAGCUUUGUGUUUAAGGCCGUCUUCAACACCUCGCUGCUCUUCCUGCAGUGUGAGCUGACGCUGUGCACCAAGAAGGAAAAGGACCCGCAGAGGUUGCCUAAGUGUGUGCUCCCCGAUGAAGCCUGCACCUCGCUGGACGCCUCGAUGAUCUGGGCCAUGAUGCAGAAUAAGAAGACGUUCACCAAGCCCCUGGCUGUGAUCCACCACGAAGUACAAUUUAAAGAAACAGGUCCAGGCGUUAAGGAACCGAAUCCAGUUUCUCCACCGAUUUUCCACGGCCUGGACACCCUAACCGUGAUGGGCAUUGCGUUCGCGGCCUUUGUGAUCGGAGCGCUGCUGACGGGGGCCUUGUGGUGCAUCUAUUCUCACACAGGAGAGACGGCAGGCAGGCAGCAGGUCCCCACCUCCCCGCCAGCCUCGGAAAACAGCAGCGCGGCCCACAGCAUCGGCAGCACGCAGAGCACGCCCUGCUCCAGCAGCAGCACCGCCUAGCCCGGCCCUGCUCCCGCCUAGCGCGGGCCUGGCGGCCCGUGCCCUGGGUCCAGCCCGCAGGCUCCGACGGCUUAAUUGUGGUUCCCUUGGAAAGAGAGUGAAUUUCAACAUACAGAUCACCUGUUGUGUUCACCACCCCCUACCCAGGGCCAAUACAAAUGUGGGCCCUGGGCUUCUGCCACACACUAGGAUUCAUCCGAGAAAGCUAAGGUGGUGGCCUUCUCCACCCGUCCCUCACAGGCUUGGGGGUUUUCAAUGUGAAACACAUGCCAGUUUUUAAGAUGCUGCUUUGUCCAGGUAAGAACGUCCAUUGUUUGGGGCCCUGCAUGUUACCCGGACUCUAGGAGCUGAUAAAGGCAAGUAGCCAGAUAGGAGAACCCAUGAGGUGAUGCGGCCAGAGAUCCUUUUACAAUUGGACCAAGAGGUAAAACAAAAGAGAUGCUUCAGGACUUCCUCAGUGUGCUCCCCCAUGUCUGCCUUGCACCUUCUGGAUGCACACUUCUGGCCUUGCUGCCACACCUUGUGAGGAGUGACGUGUGGGCUGGACGGGUCCUGCCCUCAGCGGCUGCAUCCUGACACACGUCAAGGCAACAUUCCUUUCUUAUUCCCCGGGGCCAAAACCAGUGCUGGCUUCCUCAUCAGCCUCCUUCUUCUCCCCACCAACAGCAAAAAUGUCUUAAUGCAAGUAUUGUAUUUCUCUAUAGGCAUAUAGAAAUUGAAAAUGACCAAAACCUGGGACUGCAGAUUUGUGCCCAUUUAUGACAUUGUAUUCUGAUAAAUUAAUGUAUAAGUUGGGGCAAAAUCCAGUUGUAAAGUUGAGGAGGAAUUUGCACAGCAAUGUACGUGCCAGUACAAGUAUAGGAAAUGUCAUUUGGCGCAUUCUCUGAAGAAGAGACAAUUCGUUUCCGUUUUAAAAACGUCCUGUGCCUUCAAGGUUGGAACUUACUCUUAAAUCUAUUUGGGAGAAUUAGCGUUUCCAUGCCAAACCUGACAACCUUUUUAAUAGACCCUUUUCUAAGAACCAAGCUCCUGUAAGAUGAGGAUGUAUGGCAGACCCUUUCGGGUUCCGGCUGGUUAUCUGAACAGCGUCACCGGUUCUGCCAAGAAGGCGCUGAGGUGACGGGAGGGGCGCUCACUUGGGUUGCUUUAUGUCUCUUGCCUUGAAUGUAUCCCAGAAACUCAAAGAGGGAUUUGAGGUGAAUUUUAUUAAAAUCGAAUAAUAUGAUGCCACUUUGCAGCUAAAAUAAGCUCAACUGAUACCUGUAUGUUAAGAAAGAAUGCGGAGGGAAGUUCCAUGUCGGAUUAUUUACUACUGAGGAGAGCUUCAUUGCAAAUAAAUAUUAUUCUUUUCCCAGAAUUCCCUCCAAACAACUCUACAAAUAGAACAGGCAAAAUUCAUAAGCGAAUCUCACUGCCCUUAAACUAAGGAAGCUGUACUUAGUUCUCUGUGGAGAGAGCCUUAAGUAGGAAAUGUUGGUGAUGCCCAGGACUUGAAGGCAACAAACAGGUGGAGGUGGGCGAUCAUUGGUGCCUCAUCACAGAGUCAUGCUGUGGUUGAUUUGACAGUUACAGAUAUUCGAUCAGGAUAACUUUAACCAGAACAAAUCAAGGGCUAGGACUUCCAGGCUAUCUACAUUGAUAAUUUUACAGAUUUCCACAUACAAGUGAAGAUACAAGCUUAGGAAAACAUUUCCCUUCAGUGAACUUUUUUUCAACAUAAAGGUAUCAGAGCGGAGGACCUAGAUUACGCUACCUGUGUUUGAAAAUAAUGCGCUUUGCCUAACCUUCAGCAGAAUGUAUUGUUUUAGCAUAUUCUAUGUAUAAGAAAGUUUAAAGAUGUCUUCAAAGAAGACUAGAGUCUUUAAGUCACUUAUAGCUAUAUUUUACUACAAAAAUCUGUGUCUAAAGAUAUAUUUAAGUGUUUUAGAUAAAUUUAAGUUACUCCAUAUGAAAUGUUUAAUUACAGUUACUGUGAACUCUUUUGAUCAGUUCUUUGUGUUAAAAAAAAACCCUUUCCAUCCUAUUAAAAAGAAAAUCAGCUAUUAAGAGGUUUUAAAAGACCCAGCUCUUAGAUGGACAGGGUUAAGACCUUUUGUAAUAUAUUUAAAUAUAUAUUUUUGAGAGAGAUGCUACAAUGCCAAUGAUUUUAUAAAUAAUUUAAAAUUAACUGACAAAUUUAUAGAUGCAAACCAAAAGAUUUUAAAAGAGAGAGAAGAAGAUGAUCAAUUUUUGUUUGUUUGGGUUUUGUCAUCCAGAAGUAUUUACUCAGAUCAAGAAAUCCAUGUUGAUGAAACCUGAUUCCAUGUUAAUUGGAGAGUGAAUGUCAUGAAAUAGUCCUGAAAUGUCUCUAAAAAAUGAACAUGAAAAAAAGGGUGUUUUCCCCCUCGCUUUCUGUUACAGCAUUUCCAGUGGCUUCAUACUUCACGGUUUGAAUACACAGUAUACGCUCUGCUUUAUCACACAUCCUGCAAGUUGCUUUAAGAUUGUUCUAUUCCAGUUAAACCCUCUCUCUGCAGAGCCCUUUGUGACUUCUGCAGGCUGCACCCUUAAUUUGCAGAGGCCGUGUUGUUUUUGUUUGUCUGAUGCUAAAGAUACUGUUGAGAUGCUCUAAACGCCAAGGCAGAUCGUGUGUGGUUCUCCUGUAGCUCUUCACCGUGUGGUGUUUACCAGCUGUUACUCUGUGUGUUAAAAGUCAGAUUCCUUCUGCCUAAGCUGUUUCUAUAGCAUUUUCUAAACAAAACAAACACCAAAAAAGGCCUUUUCUUUGUCCGUAGUGAGAUGGUGAACCCGUUCCGUGUGUGUGUUCUGCAGUGGGCGUGACUGCGAGUGUGUGUGGGGGCGCGCGCACGCGCGCCGGCCUUUGUGCCCUGUAACUACCUCAUGGUUUGAGUGGUGGCUGCACUGCUGUUGUGUGAACAGAGCACAUUUGCUGGGUGAAUCGCGUGUGUGGUUUCUCCCUGUUUGUUCUAGCUGGGGGCUGUUCAUGAAACUGACAGAUGUUUUUCUAAAAAGGAUUAUUAUCAGUUUCCAAAUGCAAUACUUUUCUCUUCUGGUUUUUCCUGAAUGAGCCUGAUUGCGUUGCUGUUUGCAUCGUCUACGAGGGUAAAAGGAGUGCCCUUAGAAUCGCUGUGGCCAGUCUGAACACCCCUAUUGGACUCUUUUCUCUGUUCAGUGUGUCGGCAAUUUUGUGAACAUGCUUAGAUGUAUGCUUUUGAUAACCACAGUUUUAAGUCCUUUAUCUGUGCAUAAUAAAAAGAUAUAUCAAGUA
Molecule: messenger RNA, 5958 nt
Organism: Vicugna pacos (alpaca)
Lineage: Eukaryota; Metazoa; Chordata; Mammalia; Artiodactyla; Camelidae
Source: RefSeq, a predicted model, not a curated record